UGUAUUUGUACAAAAGAGGAUAGAAUAAAAUAUACAAUUGCAUUUAAUUUUUACAAUAGAACUGAACUAUUAAGAAAAAAAGUUUAUGAAAAAUUGAGUUAGGCCAAUUGCUCACAAAACAUACAAAACUUGCAAAAUAUUCACAGUUGUCCGAGAAAUCACGAUGGGUUCAACAAUCUACAAUUUUACUAUUCUCUUUUUUAUUUUUGUUUAUGGAACUCAUGCAAACAACUUUGACUUGAAAGUUCAGGUUCCUGCUCAGAUGAUAGAAGGUUCGGAAGAUUAUAUGUAUUUUACUAAAGGUACUGGAAGUCCUACAUGCAGCUUUACACUUAAUAAACCAGAUGGAAGUGAAAUAACUACAGGCUCACUAGUGAUAGAUGGCUUUAAAUCUUUUACAUUGGCCAGUUCUCUUUUUACACAGAUCACUGCUGAUUUUUUAGCGACUUAUAAUUUUGACUGCUCAUUUCAAGGUGACACCAUUAACUUUCAGAUGGAAUCAUAUGUUCAUUCAAUUGAAGAUUUUGGUGGGUCUAGUUUACCAGCAACAUUUGGUAUUAAGAUAGAAAUAUCAACUCAACAAAGUUCACCAGUUACAGUUUCCAUUGAGGGUGGUACUGGUGGUCCUACUUGCAGCAUAACUGCACCAGAUGCUAAUGUAGCCACAGUAGACAAUCUUGGACCAGUUUCAUUUCAGCAAGAUCCAAUGACAAUUGUAGUUACUAAAACUGGUUCCCAAAGCUCCCUUUUACUUUCUUCAGUAUGCUCAGAUGGUGGAAAAUCAUUUACAAGCAGAAUUCCAGUUUACUUCUCUGCAACUGCUCCUUCACCAUUUGCAUCUGCAACAGGAGAUCCACAUUUUGCUCAAAAUGUUGUUGACCAAUCAACUAUGUCUACUAAACAAAUAUGUUAUGAUGUAACUGGGAAAAUGGGAGAUUAUAUAUAUAUUGCAUCAUUUUCUAAUAGUGGAAUAAAGGUUUUUGGCCAACUGAAAGAUGAUUAUUAUAUGCAUCAAAUUGUCAUUCAAUCUCCAUCUGCCAAUGUCACAGUAGCAUUAGAUGAUAUUCUUUUUGGUCAUAAACAUAAUAUUGAGUGGAAUGAAAAUAUAAAGGAAAUGACUUUUCAGACAAAUGAGUUGAAAUGUGAAAUUGUAAAUGACAAAAAGUUUUUAUGUACUGAAUUAAAGUCAUCAUUUCAAAUUGCUGUUGAAAAAUCAAAACACUUUUUAGGGGAAAUGCAUCUUGAUGUAGGUUUUGGACUUUUGCCUAAAAAUUAUAUUGAAAUGGGUGGAUUGAUUGGAGAUAUUGGCAAGAAAGAAUUUCAAUUCUUCUCACCAGUUCAAGUAGACCAGAAUAUUUUGACAAGUGAAAUAGUAGCUGUUCAAGUGGACAAAAAUUUGUUAAAAGGAAAUGUUGUAAAAAGAAAUGGUCAAGCUUGCUGGUUACUUGACACAAAUGAAAUUUUAAAACCUAUGAAGAUGACCAACUAUAUGUUCAAAGAUAUUAACUAAUAUUCAAGUCAAUUGAAUAAUUCACAUUUAAAAAUUUGGCUUAAACAAACAGAAGAAAUCAGUGUUUUCUUUAAUUCUCUAUUAACUUGAUACUUUUAUUUCAUAAAUUUUAAACUGACAUUACUAUUACAAUGUCAAAAGACAUUACUUAUGAAAGAUUGAUUUAAUACAUAAAUAUUCACAAAUUUUCC
Molecule: messenger RNA, 1701 nt
Organism: Dimorphilus gyrociliatus
Lineage: Eukaryota; Metazoa; Annelida; Polychaeta; Dinophilidae
Source: the annotation of a GenBank genome assembly